Molecule: messenger RNA, 468 nt
Organism: Mesorhabditis belari
Lineage: Eukaryota; Metazoa; Nematoda; Chromadorea; Rhabditida; Rhabditidae
Source: the annotation of a GenBank genome assembly
AUGGGCUCCUGCUGCAGUAAGAAGAAAAAGAAUGAGAAUGAUGGAGGCGAGAUUCGGGAUGAUGAUUUGAGGGGAAUCUUUCGGGAAUUCGAUCUGAAUGGAGACGAUUUCAUCCAAAAGGAAGAACUCCGAGCGGUGAUGCAAAAAAUGGGACAAGCGCCAACGGAAGAAGAGUUAGAGGCGAUGUUUAGUGCAGCGGAUAAAGAUGGAGAUGGCAAUAUCUCAUUUGAGGAGUUUCUAUCGAUAGCUCAUGCCAAUCCAUUGUCCCUGUCGCUGAAGGCAGUUUUCGAGGAAUUGGAUGUGGAUGGAGAUGGAUUUAUCACAAGAUCCGAACUGAGGACAGCUUUCCAACGAAUGGGACACGUGCUUUCCGAUCAUGACAUCAAAAAUAUCUAUAAACAUGUCGAUCAGAAUAAUGAUGGAAAGAUUAAUUUCAAAGAAUUCUGUGAGAUGAUGACGAGAAAGAAA